AUGGGCCUCAUCGACAAGAUUCGAUCCAGGCUCGAAACACGCCGCCUCGAGCAGCGGUACGCACGAAGAGACAAGAGACGAACGUCCGUUCCGAACAUCCAGUAUGUCGACGGGGAGUACGUUUUGAGCGAUCUGUCAAGCAGCGGGCGCGAUUUGAAUCCAACAGCGAACAAGGCAAGGCGUACGUACAAAUGA
Molecule: messenger RNA, 195 nt
Organism: Pseudocercospora fijiensis CIRAD86
Lineage: Eukaryota; Fungi; Ascomycota; Dothideomycetes; Mycosphaerellales; Mycosphaerellaceae
Exons: 1
Coding region: 1-195 (64 amino acids)
Source: RefSeq, a predicted model, not a curated record